Messenger RNA from Sapajus apella (tufted capuchin), 4499 nucleotides. RefSeq names its product BAI1 associated protein 3 (gene BAIAP3). The transcript is spliced from 34 exons. The coding region runs from base 128 to 3586 and encodes 1152 amino acids. The record is from RefSeq and is a predicted model, not a curated record. Lineage: Eukaryota; Metazoa; Chordata; Mammalia; Primates; Cebidae.
UCGUCGGCGCGCGCGGCUGGGAGCGGUCGCUGUGCCUCGGCGUCCCGAGCUGGUGCCCGAGCCCGGCGCCCCAGGAACCCCCUCCCCGCGCCCGGCCCACGGCUGCCCGCCCGCCCGCCCACGCGCCAUGUCGACCUUGCUGGACAUCAAGAGCAGCGUGCUCAGGCAGGUGCAGGUGUGCCCGUCCUUCCGCCGCAGGGCUGAGCAGGACCCAGGGAGUACCAGCGCCAACCCGCAGGAGCCGGCCACUGGGGCCUGGAAACCUGGGGAUGGAGUGGAGUUCUUCGCCCAGAUGCGCCUCAUGCUGAAGAAGGGGGAAGGCAGACAGGGCCUGCCAUGCCCGGAGGUCCCCCUGCGCAGUGGCUCACCACCACCCCCGGAGCCUGUGGACCCCAGCCGUGGCCUGAGAGCCCUGACCCCGGAGGAGGUGGAGAUGCUCUACGAGGAGGCGCUCUACACGGUGCUCUACCGCGCCGGGACCAUGGGCCCUGACCAGGUGGAUGAUGAGGAGGCCCUGCUCAGCUACCUCCAGCAGGUGUUUGGCACCAGCCCUGAGGAGCACGCUGAGGCCAUCGAGCGAGUGAGGAAGGCCAAGGCCCCCACGUACGCCCUGAAAGUCUCUGUCAUGUGUGCCAAGAACCUGCUGGCCAAGGACCCUAAUGGCUUCAGCGACCCGUACUGCAUGCUGGGCAUCCUGCCUGCCUCGGGCGCCUCGAGGGAGCCCGGUACGCAGAAGGAGCAGCGAUUCAGCUUCCGAAAGGGCAGCAAGCGCAGCAGCCCCCUGCCCGCCAAGUGCAUCCAGGUCACCGAGGUGAAGAGCAGCACCCUGAACCCUGUCUGGAAGGAGCACUUCCUCUUCGAGAUUGAGGACGUGAACAUGGACCAGCUGCACCUGGACAUCUGGGAUCAUGACGACGAUGUGUCUCUGGUAGAAGCGUGUAGAAAGCUGAAUGAAGUCAUCGGCCUGAAGGGCGUGAGCAGGUACUUCAAACAGAUCGUCAAGUCAGCCCGCACAAACGGGACAGCAGGGCCCACUGAGGACCACGCCGAUGACUUCCUGGGGUGCCUCAACAUACCUGUCCGGGAGGUGCCCGUGGCUGGUGUCGACCGCUGGUUCAGGCUGGAGCCACGUUCCAGUGCCUCGCGUGUGCAGGGAGACUGCCACCUGGUUCUCAAGCUGAUCACCACGCAGAGGGACACGGCCAUGAGCCAGCGCGGGCGAUCGGGCUUCCAGUCCUACCUGCUGCUGCUCAGCCAUCUGCUGCGGUGCGAGCACCCGGCGGAGGAGCCUGACUCCAGCAGCUGGCGCGGAGAGCUCAGCACCCCAGCCGCCACUAUCCUCUGCCUGCACGGAGCCCAGAGCAACCUGUCACCUUUGCAGCUGGCCGUGUUGUACUGGCAGGUUAGCAGCCGCCACCAUCAGACUCGCACGCUGGACUACAGCUACCUGCUGGGGCUGCUGGAGGACAUGCAGGCGCACUGGGAGGAGGCGGCCUCGCUGCCCCAGGAGCAGGAGGAGAGCCUGGCUGACAGCUUUUCCGCUUUCUCUGAGUUCGGGCUGCAGCUGCUGCGCCAGCUCCGAGACUACUUCCCUGCCACCAACAGCACCGCUGUCUACCGUCUGGAGCUGCUGCUGAAGUGUCUGGGCAAGCUGCAGUUCUUCCAGCCCUCCUUUGAGAUCUGCCCCUUUGAGACAGAGCUGAACAUGGACGUUGCGGCAGCCCUGAAGAGAGGCAACCGUGAGUGGUACGACAGGAUCCUGAACGCCAAGAGUCCCCGAGAGCAGCCAGGGUCACAACGCCUGCCUGGGCUGGUUGCACUGGCCGACGCCGUCUAUGACGACCUUCAGUCCUGCUACAGCGUCUAUGCCAGCCUCUUCCACAGCAUCCUCAAUGUGGACUUCUUCACCCUGACUUUCCGGCAGCUGGAGCGUCUGGUGGCUGAGGAGGCAUGGGUGCUGACAGAGGAGCUGAGCCCCAAAAUGACACUGGAGGUGGCCUCAGGGCUCUUUGAGCUCUACCUGACCCUGGCUGACCUCCAGCGCUUCUGGGAUAGCAUCCCUGGUCGGGACAGCCGUUCUCUGGCCCUGGCUGGCAUCCACACCCCAUUCCUGCCUGCCGUGAAGCUAUGGCUGCAAGUGCUGCGGGACCAGGCCAAGUGGAGGCUUCAGGGAGCCGUGGACAUGGAUCCACUGGAGCCCGUGGACCCCGCCUCCAGGCACAGCAGCUCUGCAGCCACUGCUGGUCUCUGCCUCAGCCACACCCAGGAACUGUGGGUGCGCCUGGCAUGGCCUGACUCUGCCCAGGCUCAGGGGCUAGGCACCCAGCUCGGCCAGGACAUGUGUGAGGUCACCGUCUUCUACACGGAGCUGCUUCGGAAGAAGGUGGACACUCAGCCCGGGGCGGCUGGCGAAGCAGUGAGUGAGGCGCUCUGCGUGGUCCUCAACAACGUGGAGCUCGUGCAAAAGGCUGCUGGGCAGGCUCUGAAGGGCCUGGCGUGGCCAGAGGGGCCCACGGGGCCUGAGGGGGUGCUCCCCCGCCCCCUGCUCAGCUGCACACAGGCCUUGGACGAUGACCUGCAGCGGGAGGCCCGCACGGUGACAGCGCACCUGACCUCUAAGAUGGUGGGUGACAUCCGGAAGUACGUCCAGCACAUCAGCCUCUCGCCCGACUCCAUCCAGAACGACGAGGCUGUGGCUCCGCUCAUGAAGUACCUGGAUGAGAAGCUGGCCAUGCUGAACGCCUCACUGGUGAAGAGGAACCUGAACAGGGUGCUGGAAGCCCUCUGGGAGCUCCUCCUGCAGGCCAUUCUGCAGGCGCUGGGUGCAAACCGCGACGUCUCUGCUGACUUUUACAGCCGAUUCCACUUCACACUGGAGGCCCUGGUCAAUUUCUUCUACGCAGAGGGCCAGGGUUUGCCCCUGGAGAGCCUGAAAGAUGGAAGCUACAAGAGGCUGGAGGAGGAGCUGCGGCUUCACAAAUGCUCCACCCGUGAGUGCAUUGAGCAAUUCUACCUGGACAAGCUCAAACAGAGGACCCUGGAGCAGAACCGGUUUGGACGCCUGAGCGUCCGCUGCCAUUACGAGGUGGCGGAGCAGCGGCUGGCCGUGGAGGUGCUGCAUGCCGCCGACCUGCUCCCCCUGGACGCCAACGGCCUGAGCGACCCCUUUGUGAUUGUGGAGCUCUGCCCGCCGCAUCUCUUCCCACUGGUCCGCAGCCAGAGGACCCAGGUGAAGACCCGGACGCUGCACCCCGUAUACGACGAGCUCUUCUACUUCUCCGUGCCUGCAGAGGCGUGCCGCCGCCGCGGAGCCUGCGUGCUCUUCACCGUCAUGGACCAUGACUGGCUGUCCACCAACGACUUCGCCGGGGAGGCAGCCCUCGGCCUCAGCGGUGUCAGCGGGGUCGCCCGGCCCCACGUGGGCGGGGGUGCAAGGGCUGGGCAGCCUGUCACCCUGCACCUGUGCCGACCCAGAGCCCAGGUGAGGUCUGCGCUGAGGAUGCUGGAAGGCCGCACCAGCAAGGAGGCACAGGAGUUCGUGAAGAAACUCAAGGAGCUGGAGAAGUGCAUGGAGGCAGACCCCUGAGCCCACCGGCCCCACCCACCCCGAGUUCCCUGAGGCAGCCUCCGCUCACCGUGGCCCACUCUGUGCAGCCAGGGCCCACGCUGCCCCUCGUGUGUCGUGCUGGCCCCGUGCUCCCAUGGCCCUGGCUCUGUGAUGUGCAUGUCGUGGCUAGUCCUGGGGCUCCCACUGCCCUGGCCGUGUCCGUCUGCUGUGUGCUGUGAACCUUUGCACCCAACCCCCCAUCUGGGUGGCCAACUUGGCAGGACCUGGCCAGCAGCUAUCCAGGAGACAGUGCAGGCCAGAGUGGGCCUGGCCACCAGGUGGGCUUCCCUGCCCUUGGGCUCCACGGCCCUGGGUGGGCAUGAGCAGCUGCUCUCUAGGGACUGAUUGGCUGUGCUCGCUGAGAAACAGCAGGCAGUGUGCAGAGGCACUUUUGAGAGUCAUGGCUGAGGAGUAAAGAGGGCGCCAUUGGCACCGCUGGGUGGAGGGUCCAGAGCCUCCACUCACAGGGGAUGUGGGGAGCAGGUGAGCCCAGAAGUGCAUGGGACUCCAGUCCCCACGGGGCUCUCAGGCCCACUCUGCAGCUGGUGGUCAGUGUGAACGGCUCCAUGCCAACUGGUCAGCCGUCCUUCAAACACCUGUGGCCACCAGGGACCUGCUCCACAGCCCUUCCAGGCGGGGCCAAGAGUUGGCCCCAAUCUUCCUCAGUCCUAGUGUGAAAAAGAGACUCACUCGGGGUGCCUCGGCCUGCAGCUUCAUUGCGAGAGCACCAAGGUGGGACACGGAGUACGGCUGUGCUGGAAGCACGGGGAGGACCCGGACGGCUCAGUCCCGCCGGCAGCCACAGAGCCGAAACUGCCAGGCCCGCCUGUGUCCCCCACGUCUCUAGAUUUUCUCGUCACCCAGCCUCAAAAAUACACGUCUGUAACCCUCA